CUCUCUACCUCUCUCGAAAGAGAGAUACAGCACUAUAAUGACUCUUUCUUGUCCCCUCUGCUUCCUCUGGUUCCAAACGUCGCAAGCCGGCCUUACCCAAUCCACACACUCCCAAAAUCACAACCAUCUCUAGCGAAUUCUAGCUCUUAUUUUGAUUCAGUCGGAUGUGUUUGGUUUGAGCUUUGCGAUAGUUAUAGGCACCGACAAAUCCCGAUCUGAAGGUGGAUUCGAAUUCCUUGUUAUUUCGGCCUUUUCGUCUUCUGUGUCGGUCGGGUUUUGGGUCUACAAUCUUGGGUGUUCGAUCUGGUUCUCGGAUUUAUUUUUUUGGGUUUGUUUCAAUCAGAGAUUGGCUUCAAUUUCUGGGCUCCGUUUGAAAUGGUCUAUUUCCAUUGCUCAAUCUCGGUCUGCAACUCCGUUGACCAACCCACAGCCAUGGCUGACACGAAAUCAAGGCUAAGUAAUCCUUUAUCGAGGAAUAGAAAGGCGCUCCAUUCGCCGAGUUCUUCGAAAACCCCAGUUUGUGAUCGAUCUCGAUCGGUGGUAAUAGAUAUAGUAAUCCUUAUAGCAGUUAUUGGCGCUUGCGGGUUUUUGCUGUUCCCUUAUAUCAGGUUUGUGGCCGUCGAGCUUGUCGGAAUUGUUGGAGCGAUUGUUUCUUUUGUUAAAGAGGAAGUUUCUACUGCUCCGUUGUUAUAUGGUUCUAUAGGACUUAGCGUUUGUUGUUCUGCACUGGCUGCCUGGAUGGUUGUGAUAUUUACUAGCCGGAAGUGUGGGAAUCCGGAUUGCAAGGGCCUGAGGAAGGCGGCAGAGUUCGAUAUUCAGUUGGAAACAGAGGAGUGUGUGAAGAGCUCGUCUAAUUUGGUUAAAGAUGGAGGAGUGAAGAAGGGUCUAUUUGAAUUGCCACGCGACCACCACCGGGAAUUGGAGGCGGAGCUCAAGAAGAUGGCACCCCCCAAUGGAAGAGCGGUUCUUGUUUUCCGAGGGAGGUGUGGGUGUUCUGUGGGUAGAUUGGAAGUUCCGGGGCCGAAGAAGCAUCGGAAGAACAAAAGGUUUAGAUGGGAUCCAUAACAGGAUCACAGACAUUGGACGGAAACAGCAUGCGUGGCAUGAUUCAUUCCUUCUAUCUAUGUUUGCACCACACUGCAUGAAUUGAUCAUUUGUGCAUUCCCCAUUAAUCAGUAAGCCAUCGAAAAGCUCAUCAAUUGUCAAAAACAUUCUGGAAAUGCAGUCUGUGCAUGACCACGCUAGAUUAUUCCGAGGCUUUAAUGGAGGGUUGUAUGAAAUUAAUCUUUAAAAGUUCGCGCUUAUUCACGAAUCAAGCGUUCUUCAAUGAUGAUAUAUGCUUCGAAGUGUACUGCCUCGUUUUGGUUCCCUACUAAUCAUGUUAAUCCAGGUCCUCAUUCUGCAUGUAACACACCAAGUUCUUUGAUCUUCUCCUUUUGCUGUCAACGUAACACCAAAGUUUAUCUUGAUUUAUAACCCUGUACUGUGGCCAUACAUUCAUUCUUAGUGUCUUGACUGUUUGUGACUAUUGCUAUCCAUGCAAUCGAGGCUUAGCUAUUUGUGAUCA
Molecule: messenger RNA, 1567 nt
Organism: Juglans regia (Persian walnut)
Lineage: Eukaryota; Viridiplantae; Streptophyta; Magnoliopsida; Fagales; Juglandaceae
Exons: 3
Coding region: 376-1065 (229 amino acids)
Source: RefSeq, a predicted model, not a curated record